AUAAGAGCACAAGGUUUACCAUUUGCUUCAUCAUCUAAUCAUCUUCUUCCCACAAGCAUAGAAAGAAGAUCAUCAAAGGGGCAAAGGGCAAAGGGCAAAAUGCUGAACAAAAAUAGUCAUUUUGUUUUUACAUUUUUGGCAAUAUUUUUGGUCUUGCCCCUUAGUUUUUUCUCCAGUGUAAAUGCCCAUAAACCCUUGAGGCGACAUCUUUUGAGCCAUGAAUCAGAGAGUUAUGCAGUUAUAUUUGAUGCUGGAAGUACAGGCAGCAGAGUUCAUGUCUUUCGUUUUAAUGAGAAUUUGGAACUUCUUCCCAUUGGCAACGAUAUUGAGUUUUUUAUGGCGACAAAUCCAGGUCUAAGUUCAUAUGCAGAUGAUCCUAAGGCUGCAGCCAACUCUCUAGAGCCACUUCUAGAGGGAGCUGAAGGUGCUGUUCCUAAAGAGCUGCAAUCCGAAACUUCCCUCGAACUUGGGGCAACAGCAGGUUUGAGGAUGUUAAAAGGGGAUGCCGCUGAAAAGAUUUUACAAGCGGUGAGAGACUUAGUCAAGAAUGAAAGCACCUUCCAUACAAAAGAUCAAUGGGUCAGUAUUCUUNAUGAUUUAAGCCAAUUGGAUGAGCGACUAUUUAGAUUAAUUCUUUAUUCAACUCUAUUUGGAAUUGAUUUUGAUUUAUUGGUGUUUAUUAAUAUACAGGUGGCAAUAAAUUAUCUAUUGGGAAAUUUGGGUAAAAACUAUAAAAGUACCACAGCAACAAUUGACCUUGGAGGUGGAUCAGUCCAAAUGGCAUAUGCCAUCUCAAAAGAACAAUUUGCAAAUGCUCCUCAAAAUGAGGAUGGAGAACCCUAUGUUCAAGAAAAACAUCUUAUGUCAAAAGAUUACGACCUCUAUGUUCACAGUUAUUUGAACUAUGGACAACUAGCUGGUCGUGCUGAGAUUUUCAAGGCUUCAAGAAACCAUAGUAAUCCUUGCGCUUUGGAAGGAUAUGAUGGGUACUACUCAUACGGAGGAGUGGACUACAAAGUAAAAGCUCCACCAAGUGGUACUAGCUUGAAGAAAUGCAGAGCAUUAACUAGGAAGGCACUUAAAAUUAGAGCACCAUGCAAUUACAAGAACUGCACAUUCAAUGGAGUUUGGAAUGGUGGAGGUGGUGCUGGAACCAAGACUGUGCAUGCUUCAUCAUUUUUCUAUGAUAUUGGUGCUCAGGUUGGCAUUGUGGAUAGCAAAUUUCCAUCAGCAAUAGCAAAGCCAAUUCAGUACCUAAAUGCAGCUAAAGUUGCUUGCAAGACAAAAGCAGCAGAUGUAAAAUCAGUAUUUCCAAACACUCAAGAAAGAAAUAUCCCAUACUUAUGCAUUGACUUGGUAUAUGAGUAUACUUUGCUUGUCGAUGGAUUCCGAUUAAAUCCAUACAAAGAUAUUACAGUGAUGCAUGAUGUGAAAUACAAAAAUUAUCUUGUUGGAGCAGCUUGGCCUUUGGGAUGUGCCAUUGAUUUAGUUUCUUCAUCUUCAAAGAAGACUAGAAUAUCAUCACAUUAGUUUUCUGCUAGUCAAUUGUAACAAUAAUUAUCUUGCACAAUAAUAGUAUGUCAUGCCCUUUGCUUUGUUUUUUUGUCUUGUACUCUCAGUUACCUUAUAUUAAUGAGCAUUACCUGACGGUUUUGAUCUUCUUAUUUAAAA
Molecule: messenger RNA, 1671 nt
Organism: Nicotiana tabacum (common tobacco)
Lineage: Eukaryota; Viridiplantae; Streptophyta; Magnoliopsida; Solanales; Solanaceae
Source: RefSeq, a predicted model, not a curated record